AUGCCCGUGCUGUUGCCGCAAAGUGCAGCCCAGCAAGCUUUGCCGGCUGCUGAUGAGCCGCCGAGCCCUCCGAGCCCUGCGCGAAGCAUGCCCAAGCUCCAAAGCACCCGCAGCAUGCGCAGUGCGCGCAGUGGGCACAGCCGGGGUAGUGGCGACAGUGCCAUUCGCGGAGUCGUCGCAUCAGAUGCCUCUGACGAGAUCGAUUCGCAGGCACGGCUGCAAAUUGUCAUUUCGCAGAUCGAUGACUUCGACGACAUCGCUAGGGAACCCUCCCUUCACGCCCCUGCAGCAAGACAGGCCUCCAUUCCUGUACGGCCAGCCUCUGUGAGGACAGACACGGAUCCGUCGGCUCCGCCGGACUUCGAAUCGGAAAUAGACAAGGCCAUUUCUAUCGGGUCCCCUUCCCCAGCGAAGGUUUCUAGGUCAAAUCCGUGCUCUGGCUUACUGUGGGCUCCGUGUUGGCAAGACGGUCGUUGGCGCAAGUGCUGCCUUGUCACCAGUGUCUUGGCCUGGAUCGUGGUCAUUGCUUUGGGUAUUUCGCUCGCACUCCUCUGGCCGCGUGAUCCGACGUGGCGGCUGACGAGCCUUCAGAUGGACGUGGAUGCGUUAAUGAGUUUGGUCACGGCGGCCUCUGGCGGUCCCUCUGUCAUCGACACCGCCACUGUGCCAGAUCAAGUCUUCCGUGCAGAGGUGGAAGUAAACAAUCCGAAUCUGAUUGGGGCUGAAGCCGAGUCGGGUGAGAUUCACUUGGUAUUUGAAGGCCGUAGAAUGGGUGCAGGGAUCACCGGGCCGAUGAUGCUUCCACCGCAAGCCGCAGCAACUGUAGUGGCAGAAGGGACGCUGCAGGUUGACGACGAGCUUCUUCAUGCCAUGGCUCGAGAACUGGCAAACGAGAGUCCCACGCUCACUUUUCAACUCCGUGCCGAGUCGGACUUUCAGAGCAUUCUUGGGCUGGAGCUCCACUACGAGAUGCUUUGCACAGUUGACUUCUCCAUUCCUGAUCUCAUGAUGGCCGACACGCGUGCUCGAGCAGUCACAGGCCGGGGCUGUGAGCACACCUACUUCUGA
Messenger RNA from Symbiodinium sp. CCMP2592, 1068 nucleotides. The record is from the annotation of a GenBank genome assembly. NCBI's taxonomy places the organism in Eukaryota, Dinophyceae, Suessiales, Symbiodiniaceae.